AGCCCACCUACAUCUUGCUCUACUAUUCUCUACUAUUCUCUCCCUCUCAAUCCGCUCUUUCUUCAGUUCCAGUAACAGCAACAGCAACAACGAACAUCCCCCACAAUGACGCUUCUCGAAAAGAUUCUUUGUCGUCCAUGCAUCUUUUGUGAGAUUGUGGAGGGCAAGAUUCCGAACAAACUCAUCUAUAAGGAUGACGAUAUUGCUGCGUUCAAUGAUAUUAACCCAGCCGCUGAUACCCAUAUCUUGAUUGUACCUGUGGUUCACAUUGAUAACAUCAAGACCGUAACCGUUGAGCAUGCUGAUCUGCUUGAAAAGAUGAAGCAAAAGGGUAUUGAGCUCCUUCGAGAACGUGGUCAUGAUCCCGAAACAUCAAAACUAGGCUUUCAUGUUCCUCCGUUCAACUCGAUCGAUCAUCUUCAUUUGCACGUCAUCGGUGGUAUACUCAAGUCUAGGUUUAGGAAACUGAAAUACGAAUCCGGCAGGAUGUGGUAUAAGGAAAUGGUGCAAUUACAAGCUGAUCUUGAAAAGCAACGAAGAGCUCAGCAAGGGACUCCUCGUCUUUGA
Molecule: messenger RNA, 567 nt
Organism: Lobosporangium transversale
Lineage: Eukaryota; Fungi; Mortierellomycota; Mortierellomycetes; Mortierellales; Mortierellaceae
Product: HIT-like domain-containing protein
Exons: 4
Coding region: 106-567 (153 amino acids)
Molecular function (GO): catalytic activity
Source: RefSeq, a predicted model, not a curated record